Molecule: messenger RNA, 3898 nt
Organism: Chlamydomonas reinhardtii
Lineage: Eukaryota; Viridiplantae; Chlorophyta; Chlorophyceae; Chlamydomonadales; Chlamydomonadaceae
Exons: 13
Coding region: 487-2340 (617 amino acids)
Biological process (GO): carbohydrate metabolic process
Cellular component (GO): beta-galactosidase complex
Molecular function (GO): beta-galactosidase activity
Source: RefSeq, a predicted model, not a curated record
CUCCCUGCGAAGGUCUCUGUAAUCCAAGGUAUUUAUGAGUAGCUAUUUUUAGAAGCACGCUUGUUCAACGGCCUUUACACCCCGACAAUCGCUAACUCCCAAGCCGCGUAGGAGUGGCUUCACAAUGUUCGCUGCAACAAUCAUGUACUUGUAUGACGAUCUGUAUUAUAAACAUUCUACUGCCGACAGAGCGGCGUCACCCCGCCCGCCACUUCACAUUAACACGAUUCGACUGGCGUACCACCGAAUUUCUCGCGGUUUCCCGCUGACAUAACAUUGCAACAAAGUACUUUGGGCAAUCUGAACACAGCGGUUUUCCCUUAAAGCAGUGAAAAGCUUGUUUGAGACGUCUUCAGUUUGUCUGUCAGGAGUGCUGCUAGCGCUUCACCGUCUCAGCCACGUUGCGAACGCGGGUUGAUAACAAGGGCUUCCAAGACAAUUAGCUCACCUGCGCUGGGUAGAAAGCAAGCUCCGUCUCGCAAGGCGAUGCGCCUCACAGGGGGGGGAGGUUUGCCCUCCCGGCGACGGACUACUAGUCAAUCUGGAGCCGCAACAGUGACAUAUAGUCUCCGGAGCGCUUUGCUCUCGCCCGCGGCGUUGUGGGCCUUCAUCGGCGCCACAAUUGUUGUUCUCUUGUUCUCAUUCGGCGUGUCUCUUCACGGCAAGGACGCGCCGACAGCCAAAGUUCAGCCUCUCCGCUUGAGGCGGCUCCAGGGCGGUGGCGGCCUUCAAUCGCUCCUCUCGUCUGGGAGGACCGUCGGAGCGGCCGAGGCAGACACGCGCUUCGGCUCGAUUUAUCAUGACCAGCUCCUGGGAAAGUUCAAAUUGGACCAGGGUCGCGCCGGCGGUCUGGCGCAGGAGCUGGUGUCCACCCUCAAAGAGAUGGAGUCGCCCGACGGCGCGGCACUGACGGGCGUGCUGUUCUCCAGCCCCUGGUCCUGGUUCGAGCUGGAGCAGGGCGCCAUACGCUUCGACUACCUGGACUGGGUGGCGGAGGCAGCGUGCAGCAACACAGGGCUCAAGGUGGCCUUUCUCCUGGACGUGGUCCGUGCCCCUGCCUGGGUGUUCGCCAAGUGGCCGGACGCCCGCGCCGCGGACAGCCACGGCCGCAAGUACGAGCUGCUGUCGUGGUUCCACGAGGAAGCACGCAAGCAGGCGCUGCAGGUGGUGGCCGAGGUGACCAAGCACCUGGUGGAGACGCACCGGGACUGUGUGGUGGCUGUGCAGCCCGUGUUCAACAACGAGUACGAGGCCCGCUACACGCAGGAGCACGACUGCUACCAGGACUACUCCGCCCCCGCGCUGUCCGCGUUCCGCGGCUGGCUACGGUCGCGGCGGCCGCGCAUUGAGGACCUGAACAUGCGGUGGGGCACCACCUUUGCCAGCUGGGAGGAGCUGACGCCGCCGGUGCUGGAGGCAGGCAGCUUCCCGGGAGUGGACAUGAGCCCACGGUAUUGGGACUUCCUGCGCUGGCGCGAGCAGGCCGGUGCGGACGUGUUCAACGGCGCCUGCGCGGCGGUGCAGGCGGCGGGCGCGCUGUGCUUCCACCACGUGCCCGAGUUCUUCACGGUGCUCGACGCGGUGUACAGCGGCGGCAGCAUGCUCAAACACAUCGCCUCCAGCCCGCACACCGACUUCCUCAUCAUUGAUUCCGGCCUGCGCACCCCCUACGGCACCGUCAUGAACCCCACCAAGCUGCGCAUGUUCGUCGGCGCCGCGGUGUCGUACGGCAAGCCCGUACACUUCGAGGCUGCUGUACGGCAGGACAGCGGCGGCUCGUCCAAUGCCGCGUACGAGCUGUUGGGCUCCGCCUCCCGCAACGCGCUGAUGGCGGGCGCCCGCGGCCUGGGCGUCACUGGCUGGCUGGGAAAGCUACAGCCGGAUGCGCAGCUGGCGGCGGCGCUACAGCCGCCGCCGGUGGAGUGCCGCGGCAGCGGGGAGCUGGUGGGGGUGUUCAUCCACAUAGACUCAUGCAUGGCGUGGCACGGCCUGCAGUGGCAGUCGGCGCGCAAGGACCCCCUGCAUGACUUUGUCCAGGACCUGGCUGACACGCUGUCCGCCCGCUGCACCACCGACCUGGUGGUGCACGUGGAGCUGGAGCGCUUCGCCGCCGACCUGCUCGGCAGUAGCACUGGCGGGGCCGGCAGUAGCCGCAGCGGCGGGCGGCGGUUCGACCGGGUUGUGUUCGUGGAGCCGCUGGUGCUCACUGCCAAGGAGCUGGACACGUACGCACUGGUGAAGGCCGCCGUGGCCUCGCUGCCGCCCUCGCGCGCCGUGGUCAUGCGGCUGCCCGCAAACAACACGGCGGGUGUGCAGCUGCAGGUGCACGAGGAGCUCUAGCCAACUGGGCCCUGACCAGCACCUUGCCUGUGCCCCUGCUGGCGCAAUGGCAAGGACCAAAAAUGAUCCUGAUGAAUCUUGGGGGCCGCCAGUCGAAGCACAGACGGCACUGAUUGAUUUGCCUAACGUCGGCUUUGCAUCCGUCUUUUAGCGGUGAGGACACGAACUCAACCUUGACUGAAUGGAGGGGAGAGGGCGUGAGUGCGCUCAAACUUUGUGGUCGCUUUGCAUGCUCACAUGUUGACCUACUGUGUGGCGACUGACGAGUGACAUUGUGCAGCAAUGCAACGCAAGGCCCGGGGGUUUCAUAACACGCAUAUUGCCGUUAACUCAUUACAGAGGUCCCAGUUUCAACAAUUCUUUUGAAGCCUGACUGUUGCCUCGAUCAUGUCCUGGGAUGCACUUGACAUUGUGUGUGUGAUUAUUGCACGGGGGAUUUCGCAUCGGCGCUUUGCCGUAGAUAAGGCGUGUUUUGUCGCAAGCGCGAGUGUGGCAGGCACGCGCGCGUGGUUGCCUGCGAUAGCUUGCACGAUGCCGGAUGCAUGCGUGCUGUCGCAUCGUGUUUGUGCGGGCGUACCAAGCCGUCACUUUGAGCAGAGUAAUGCACAGGCCUGAGGUACAUUAUGAGUGCACUUGACGCAUGGACUGAUGACAAGAUGGGUCCGCCUGCACGCACAUGCGCGUGCAGCUCAUGCCACGCAACGGCGGCGGGUGACGCCCGCUGGAGUCCACCGCCGCCUCCACCUCUAUCCUCAUGUGUGCUUCCUUGGUCGUCAGGAUAGACGGAAAGAACCCCAAAGCCCCGGACGUUUCGACAUAUUACGGUACAUUUAAGUUUGCGCCUAGUGCAGUGUAGUUCGUUCCCGCUUUGUUGGUUCGUAAGGUAGUGCAGCGUUAGAGGCUAUCGAGCUGGUCUGGUUCGUUAGAGUGGGCACAGGAGUGGACAUAAAUUCUGGUACCUCAGGAUACAGUACCAUACGUGUGCAGUGACGGUGGCAAUGUUUGCGUGAUGGCGAGCAAGAGUGUGCAGUGACGGUGGCAAUGCUUGUGUGAUGGCGAGGAAGACCUGAAGCGUCUUGAAUGAUUAGGCCUUGCGUGUGGCCGUGCGCACAUGCGGGUUUUGAGCCUUUCAAUGGGCAGGUGUUGCUGUAUGCGCGGUACGGUGCUGCUAGCGGGCCAGGCUCUUUUCCGCGCUCGAAGGUAGGUGCGGCGGCAAGGGCCUGGCGAGCUAAUCGCCCGUGGCAAUUAGGGUGCGAUGCAUGGAUCCCCGACUGGAGAUGAGAGGGCAUUCGACCAGGCAGCCCACAAAUAAACGGGGGGGGGCGUUGUUGUGUACGGUACCACGGCCAGACAACCGCUAUCCCGCUUCCGGCACGUACCAGCGCUCUGGUCUACGUACGCAUUAGUUCCGCAACACUCGUCAAUAACGUACGUGUUACGGUAUUACUUUUACGUAGGGCAUCCACACAUGCGGCAGUGUGACGCCUCCGUCGGGAGGAGCUGAUGCGGCCCCCAUGCUUUACGCCAAUUCGUUGGCGAAUUGUAAUUUGAGACUACC